ACACGAAUAAACUCUAUAUAAGAUCUAUGCUUCCGCAGCUUCCGUAGCUUCUUGUCUCUGCUCCUUACCUUCACACCUCACUCCCAAUCUCAUCUACUUAUCAAUUCAUCUUAUAUUCACAAGAAUCUAUCUUUCAUUCAAAAUGAAGUGCUCUAUCUCCCUCAUCGCCCUCUUCGUCGCUGGCUCCAUUGCCAUUCCUGCCGCUACUACUCCGAAAUGCAAAGCUGGUGAACAGUUCAUUGAAUGCGGCACGGCUUGUCCUUUGACUUGCAAUGAGCCUGAGCCCCGACCAUGCACCAAGCAGUGCGUUCCUGGCUGCUUCUGCAAGGAGGGUACUAUUCGAAGCCAGUCCGGAUCUUGCGUCAGUCGCAGCAAGUGCGGAGUUUACUAGAGAUUUUGCUCCUGCCUGCAUCAAUGGAUUACAGGCCUACAAGUGGAAAAGUUGGAAAAGUUACUUGACGCAUCUUGAAAAUUCAUUUCUGUAUGAUAUGCUCUGUAUUACAGACACAACGUAAGGCAUAUCUUUAAUAAUUACUCAGUCACUGCUUUGAUCCUUGUUGUGAUUGACUGCGGCUCUAUUGUGAUAAACUGCUGAGAGUCUCCGUGGGACCCAGAGAGAGAUCCAUUGAAUGCAUGCUACAACCGCCUCAUUGACAGUAUGCUUAAGAUCCAUAAAAAGGUAGUCCAACUUAGAUCGCUUCAACUUCUGUCUGCCC
Fusarium verticillioides 7600 is the source of this 716-nucleotide messenger RNA. RefSeq lists its product as hypothetical. Bases 143 to 391 code for a protein of 82 amino acids. NCBI's taxonomy places the organism in Eukaryota, Fungi, Ascomycota, Sordariomycetes, Hypocreales, Nectriaceae. The transcript is spliced from 3 exons. The record is from RefSeq and is a predicted model, not a curated record.